Messenger RNA from Lagopus leucura (white-tailed ptarmigan), 1978 nucleotides. It is a transcript of the gene HSD3B7, whose product is annotated as hydroxy-delta-5-steroid dehydrogenase, 3 beta- and steroid delta-isomerase 7. The record is from RefSeq and is a predicted model, not a curated record. Gene Ontology annotation, molecular function: 3-beta-hydroxy-Delta5-steroid dehydrogenase (NAD+) activity. The coding region runs from base 66 to 1160 and encodes 364 amino acids. Gene Ontology annotation, biological process: steroid biosynthetic process. Lineage: Eukaryota; Metazoa; Chordata; Aves; Galliformes; Phasianidae. The transcript has 6 exons.
GGCUGAGAGAUCAACAGUGCACUAUAGGAUCUCUCUGCUCCUUAACCACAAAAACGUCCUCAGAAAUGGAUGGAGCCCAGGUCUACCUGGUGACAGGAGGAUGUGGUUUUAUUGGGGAAAAGAUCACAGAGCUCCUGUCUCAACAAGACUACAUCAAAGAAGUCAGAGUUUUUGAUUCAGUAGCAAGAAAAGAAGUAGAAAAUUUUGCCACAGCUACCACUCAUGUGACAGUGAUGAAAGGAGACAUUCGAGACUACAGUCUGCUCCUUGCUGCCAUGCAGGGCGUUCACGUGGUUAUCCACACAGCUGCUAUUGUGGACUACAGAAACACUUUACCCUUUUGGGAAAUGAAAGCUGUCAACGUUGGGGGUACUGAAAAUGUGUUAAGGGCCUGCUGUGCCCUGAACAUCCCAUAUGUUGUCUACACAAGCUCCAUAGCUGCAGUGGGACCCAACAUUUUGCACGAGCCCAUGCUCAGAGGAAAUGAGGACACCAAAUACAGCGGGGAAGUGGAGCUGCCUUAUGGGAAGACGAAGGCCAUGGCAGAAAGACUUGUAUUAGAAGCCAAUGGGAAAAAGCUCAGCAAUGGUGGUAAACUCACGACCUGCAUCAUCCGUGCAAACACAGUAUAUGGGGAGAAAGCAAUGUUCCUUCACGACUUGUAUUUGUCUGCCAAAGCCCAUAACGGUGUGUUGAACUACCUGGAGCCUGAACACACAGAGCGCAAUUCCACGUACGUGGGGAAUGUCGCAUGGAUGCAUGUUCUCGCAGCCAGGCACCUGCAGCAGAAACCAGACAUACUUGCUGGGCAGGUGUAUUAUUCCUAUGAUGACACUCCGACAACAAAAGCUUUUCUGAUCAGGUAUCAGCUCUUGUCCUGUAUGGACCCCUCAAUAAGACUGGGCUCACACAUCCCAUACUGGAAGAUGUGGUUACUGAUACACCUGCACAGGAUAAUCGAGGUCAUCCUGUCCCCUUUCUGGAAGCCACAGCCUUUCCUAAACCUCCCUUUGCUGCACACGAUAGUCACCACCUUCUCCUACGAGACAGACAAAGCCUUCAGGCACUUUGGGUACAAGCCCCUCUACAGCUGGCAGGAGAGCAAGGUGCGGACGGCGCGGUGGCUGGAAGUGGCCGUGGGGAACCUGUCCUCUCAGUGAUGGAAAGAACCCUUCCUAAAGAUCCUGUUACCCUUCAUACGUGGCUUAUUACAUCUGUUUUGAAAUAUUACCCUAUAAAAAUAAACUCCUACUCUCUUGCACUGACGGCACAGGAGCUGACUUGCAUUCAAGCCCCAUGGUUGGAUGCCUACAAGUUCAGGCAGUUUUCACUGGAGUUCGAAGAAAUGGGCUGUUUUUACAGCAGUGGUUAACAUCCAAAAUUAAUUCUGUCAGUUUGAGACUGCUUAAGUACUCCUGUGUUCUGUGAACAUAUAAUCAUCUCUUGAGUUUUCCUACAGUUGAAGUGUAUGUGUGCACAAAUAAAAGCUCAUUUUAAUUACUUCCCUAAUCCUCCUGGAAAAAAAAAAAAAAAAGAAAUAGAAGCAAGUUUCAGCGUGGCAUCUUUGAUAGAAAUGAUCGAGAUUUGCUUCUUGUUAGUCAUAGUAAUUACCCUGGAAAGGAAGUGAAGGAAUACGCUGGGAGCUGCCAAGUGAACUCCAUGGAAAUUCACUCACAGGAGAGUUCUUUGCAAAAUGAGCUUCCAAACCAAAAAUAAUUUGCUCAGGUAAUUCGUGAAUAAUUUCAUAUGACAAAUAAAUCUGGGGCAAACUAUUACAAUCUGUCCACAGAGAAUUUGGGAAGGUGAACCGUGCAAGUUAUGGAAUCACAGAACGCAUGGAGUUGAAGGACCCUUCAGUGCCACCUGGUCCCACUCCCUGCAAUGCACAGGGAUGCCCACAGCUCUCAGUUCCUCACUUUUUUACUCUAAUCCUUUGUGCAGAGAGUUUUUAAAUAAAGUGAUUAGUAAGGUUGCUGGA